AGUGAACUUUAAACCUAAGAUGUAUUAGAAGGAUCUCCAGGAAACCAUUACACAAACAUAUGGUUUGUUCAAAGUGGAUGUAUGAUGAAAGAAAUGAAUACAGCUAGUUUUUAGUAUUUUAGGCAAUUUUGGAUGAAUAAAGACAGCUGAUAAACUAAUACAGGUUUUCACUUGUAGCUGUGUGAAAGUUGCUAAAGACAACAUGAAAGCCGACGACAAACUUCAAAUUCUGAAGUUCUUUCUAAUGCUUGUCAAUUCAGUAUUUGUGAUUCUUGGCAUCAGCAUUUUUGCAUGUUCUGCUUGGAUCUUAUUUGAUAGCAACAACUUUAUAAGAGUCAUAAGUUCUGGAGAGGAAGUCAAGCUGGUGGCUGGCGGGCUCUUUUUCAUCGGCCUGGUUGUGGUUGGCGUGUCCCUGCUGGGUUGUAUUGGUGCCUAUUUAGAGAGCAGAUGUUUUAUUAUAUCUUAUCUGGGUUUCUUAAUUAUCAUCAUACUGGGUCAGAUUUUCAUCACCUUUGUGCUAUUGAUAAGACGAGAGUCGAUCAACAAAUAUUUAAGCGAUAACGUGAAGGAUAUCAUUAACAAGUACGGACAAAAUAAAACACACGAAACAUCAUGGAGUCUUCUAGACAGCGUGCAGAGUACUGCGAAAUGCUGCGGUUGGUCGACCCCAAAUGAAUGGAGGAAUAACACUGUUAUAUCAUCGCUGAAUGGGGCAAACAUCUACCCAUGCUCCUGUUUCAACGGUACCUGCCCUUUAAUCAUUGAAACAGUCAGAUUUGGAAACGGUUCAAACAUCUAUAAAACGGGCUGUGAGAAAGUUCUCGGAGAUUGGCUGAAUACAAAUAUUAUUGUAAUAUUUGGGAUGGAUGCUGGACUUUUGUUGAUUCAGGUGCUGCAGUUUAUCUUUGGAGUUCACACCUACAAAAGCAUCGGAUGCAAAAUGAGAGAGCUUCAUCCGAAAAAACUGCUGAACGCCGUGGAUGAGAGCCCUUCGACAGUGCCUGUCCAAGAGCAGUAUGAAGAUCAAACCAAUAACACACAGAUGAACACUGUGGGUCACAAUAAUGGAGAAUAUAUUCAUGGGGGUUAUAAUAAUGGUGGAUACGAUCAUGUUGCCUACAAUCAAGGUGGACAUAUUGCUGAUAAUUAUGACCUAAGUAACAAUCCUGAAUUUUAUGAACAGGACAACAGGCAAAGUUACAAUCUGGAGUACCAGCAGGGCUACAGCGGCAGUCAUGAUCAGGGUUAUAUUCAGAGAUAUAAUGGUGAUGACUAUUAAAGACUUUUCUUGUGUAAUUGAUCAGAUCGAGACAGAAUAAUUUUACAGCACACUGUAGGCUGUGGUCUACAUUUGACCAAAGACUCUUAAAACCUUCACACGUUUUUAAACAGGUUGACGCUUGUUCUCAGGAGUAUCGUUUGUCAUUUUAAAACAACCAGCAUCUCUUUUUCAAAGAGUUCAUUGCAUACCAUUCACUUCACUGUUUUUCCAUCAACAACACAUUUUUCAAGUCACAGAUUUUCGCAAUGACAGACAACAUACUUUUAAUCUAGCAGAUCUCCUUUUAUUUUAAUGCCCCUUUACAAGUUUACAGAUGUUGUAUAAAUGUAGAUGUGUAAUUAUAUAAAAAUACUGACAUGAACUUAUUAUUGACAAACACACAUACAAUUAAACAUUUUGACAUACGAAAAUAUAAACAGUGGCCUUAAAAGGUAUUUGGAUUAAGUUACACGUCACUGCAUGCACUCUAAGAAAGGAUGUGUUAACACAUUAUGUGUCAUUUUGUGUUGAUUUUGUGUUAAAAUUAACACAAAAUGUGAAGAGUUUCGUUGCAAAACGAGAUAACCACCGUUUUUAUAAUUGUUCAGAAAUCUUGUUUUUUGGUUGUGCAUUCCUAUUAAUUUCAAUUCAACUGCAGUUGUUUUGUUUUGACCUUCACAACUUAACAAAUACAGCUAAGUAGCACCAUAAAACAAAAUAAUAACAUGAUAACAUAAUAAUAAACAUGUUUUGACAAAAAUGUUUAAAAAUGGAUUUAUCUCGUUUUGCAACGAAACUCUUCAUGUGUUGUUUCAAUAAUAACACAGAGAUGUGUAAACUAAUGUGUUGUUUUUAACACAUCCGUUCUAAGAAUGUAGAUGACAAAUUGUCAAACCAAAAUCGUGCUGGACAUUAUCUCAGAUCUAGUAUCACAUUUCUGAAUAUGAUCUGUCCACAUAUUUCACAAUGUCUGACAACCAGAAAGUGUCCAAAUAAUUUUGUGUUAAUUUUGAACAAUAUGUGACCCUGUCUGUAAACUUCAGACUAAAGUUUCAUGAUCUAAUUUUGAGCAUCAAAGUUUGAUUUCAAUUUUUGAUUAAGGUUAUAUUUUCACAAAAUGUUCUUUACAUUUACAGCAGGAUGAUUUUAUGUAGAAAACAAAGAAGUAAAUCACAAAGAAAUGACUUUACUCAAAAUUGAACAAGUAACUACAUUCCACUCGUGUAUAUUUAAGUGUCCUGAAGGCAUACAAAAGGGUUUGGUGAAAUAAAUACUUAAAUAUAAUCCAUUAUUUAAUUAAAGUUUUGCCUCUUUUUCAGUGCACAUUUCCUGUCUGAACUGUUAUUUGGGCAGUUUCAGGAUAUUUACCUUUAAAUAAAGUAUAACAACUGAAACAACAUCCACAAGAAGAAAGUAAAGGAGUAAAUGUCUUCAGGACACUUAAAAUAUAUGACACACGUUGAGUGGAGUUAUUUAUUUAACUCUUUUGAAGCUUUUUGGUUUUCUGGUUACUGUGAAAGUGGAUGUUGACCACCUCGAUCCGCCUCGUUCACCAAACACUCCCAAACUAACUAGAAAACCCAAAACAUCACUUUAAAAAAAUCUGCAUUUGGGUUUAUAAAACAAAUAAGACAUUUGGGGUUCAAACAACAUGAAGGUAAAAUAAAGACAAAAUCGUUGUUUUGUGGGGAACUAUGUGUUUUCACAUACUGGCCGUCACAUAUUUGUUGUUUUGCUUUGCUUUGUAAGAAAAAUGUGCAUAUGUCAUUUUUCAUUACAUAAUGCAAUACUUAACUGGCUUAAUUGUAAUAAAAUAUUUUACAGAGCAA
Messenger RNA from Misgurnus anguillicaudatus (oriental weatherfish), 3090 nucleotides. Its product is annotated as CD82 antigen. The record is from RefSeq and is a predicted model, not a curated record. Gene Ontology annotation, cellular component: plasma membrane. Lineage: Eukaryota; Metazoa; Chordata; Actinopteri; Cypriniformes; Cobitidae.